Molecule: messenger RNA, 789 nt
Organism: Peronospora matthiolae
Lineage: Eukaryota; Oomycota; Peronosporomycetes; Peronosporales; Peronosporaceae
Source: the annotation of a GenBank genome assembly
AUGCAAGCACGUGGUGCACCGAUUCCACCGAUCAAGGGUAUACCCAUUCUCUUGCUCGCAGGCGAAACAGUGAGCGAAGAAGACGAUGCCUUCGUUCACUGGGUGCACUAUGUGCGUCGCCUCAGCAACAUGUUUGCUCUAAGGGCUAGUGCCCAUGCGGCGGAUGUGCGUCUCGAACGCAAGCUUCGGUAUGAUUAUGCCAAGCUUAAGGCCAGAGGCCAAUUGCGCAAGCGCACGCGCUAUGCGUCGGCUACUAAGGUAGUCGCGAGUGCUGGUCAGUCUGUGGCCAACAACCCGCCAACCCGUACCACUAGUGGUGGGGAACGGACUCGGUCUCGAGAUGACCAUGGCCACGAUGCUCAAAAGCAUCCAAAGCAUAUGGGCAGUCUUGCCGAAGGGGUACCUCAAAUUCCCAUGAGUUUUCAGACUCAGUGUACCCACGCCACUUUACCAGAUACUGGUAUUGGCCCUGACGACGACGUCGUUUCAGUAGUCUCUCGACAUGAAAUUGACGACACCCAUGCUCAUCGAGCAAAGUCGGUGGCGGCCGGUGUACCGGUGGCUCACGAGAAAUUGGUUCUCGAAGUGAAGGGUCUUCAAGAGGCCUUGGGUAAGUCCCAGUGCAUGCUGGAUGCGAUGCAAAGCCGCCUUCAGGCGAUGGAGCAAGCUCAAACUCGGAGCGAGGCUCAGUUGGACUUGCUGAUUCGCCUACAGCAAUCUGGGGCAGUGCCCUUGUCGUCGGCGCAAGCGCCUCCAAGUUCACAUGGGAAGGAUCCCAGUACGGCUUAA